Colletotrichum orchidophilum is the source of this 1395-nucleotide messenger RNA. RefSeq lists its product as uncharacterized. Bases 1 to 1395 code for a protein of 464 amino acids. Gene Ontology annotation, molecular function: FAD binding. The record is from RefSeq and is a predicted model, not a curated record. The transcript has a single exon. Lineage: Eukaryota; Fungi; Ascomycota; Sordariomycetes; Glomerellales; Glomerellaceae.
AUGGCCUCGUCCAAAUUUCUUCCUCACGAGCCUCACGAGGGGGGGAAUCAUCGCAAAAUCCGAGUCGCCAUCAUUGGCGCAGGAAUCUCUGGACUUGCCGUUGCCAACGGCUUGCUGAAGGACCCAGUUGGGGGGAAAUUCGAUGUCCAGGUCUUCGAACGCGACACAAUUGCAUUCAACUCGGAGCGGGGCGGGUAUCAGCUUCGCAUCAGCGCCAAUGGCCUAAAUGCUCUAAAGACAGUGUCUGACCCUGAACUUUGGUCCUCAAUUCGCGAGGUCUGGGCCGGUGAUCAGGCGGCAGCGCCUACCAUUGUUGAUCCCGGUACUUUUGCGAUUUUCCAGCGCCUGGGCGACCUUAAAUUGUAUCCCAAGAGUCAGGCCAUACCCAGACACGGACUGCGUGGUGCUCUUCUGCAGCCGCUACUCGUCCAAGGGCGGGUUCACUUCGACCAUACCUUUACGCGUUUUGAGCUCAUGCCGGGUGAUCGAGGCGGCGUGCGGGUGCAUUUCAAUGGCCAGGCUUCACAGGAUGCCGACAUUCUCAUCGCAUCAGAUGGCAGCGGCAGCCAGGUCAACCGGCAGGUCGGCCUUAAAAACAAGAUCAAGCUACAGGCCCAGACCUUGAUCCAGUCUCGCGGCACCAUUUCACGAUCUGUACGCGAUAAACUACCCGAGUCGCUCGUCCAGUCUGGCUCAGUGAUGUUCUUGGGGGGCACAGAUGCCACUGGAUUUGCAUCUGUCUAUGAGCCCAAGAAAGACCCUGGUCUCGGCGGCACAGAAUCAUACACAUUGUUCUGGUCGAUUCUUAUACCCAGAGCUCGGGGUGACGACUUGAUAGAGAAGGCCGGCUCGAAUCCUCAGAAGAUUGUUCCUCACCUUAUCAGUUACUUACGAAACGACCUUGGUUACGGCGAACCUUUGCCACUCAUCAUCCAGUCGGCGACUGACUACGUCCGGACGGGCCUUGUGACCAGUUCUGUCAAGCCAAAGACGGAUUGGCGAAAUGGCGUCGACAAGAAUUCCCGAGUGAUCCUCCUCGGUGACGCAGUGCAUCCCAUGACGCCCGGUCGAGGCAUGGGUGCAAACCAGGCAUUGACUGACGCUGGCAAUCUUGUCAAUCUUUUUCACCACACAAUGUUCGAACAGGGUGUGCCGUAUGAUGGAGAGAUUGCCGCGUUAGUGCGCACAUUCGACGCAGAGAUGUACACGCGCGCAUUCAAGAUGGUGAAGGCCAGUGAGGCCGUGACUACGCUGGACUUGACGACGGUGUCGGGCAAGACGAUUGCAACUUUUAUUAGAACGGCUAUGACCGUGAUGGGAUGGUUCGUUUCAGCCUUGGAGAUGGUAGGUUUGAAAGACAAGGUAAAGGUAGACUAUAUGUCGCAUGAGAAGUAG